Molecule: messenger RNA, 1062 nt
Organism: Dracunculus medinensis (Guinea worm)
Lineage: Eukaryota; Metazoa; Nematoda; Chromadorea; Rhabditida; Dracunculidae
Source: the annotation of a GenBank genome assembly
AUGGAACAUCAGAUUUCAUCGAUUUCCUUCAUUAAUUUUGCAUGUACUACUAUUAUUAUUACUCGUCUUAUUAAUGCUGAUACACCAAGUUUUGCGCAGACUACAUUUGAUCUCAGUCCCGAUCUGCCUAUUGAAUCUGUCAUUGAUUCAGCUCCAGAAUAUCAUGAAUUCAAUUCUGAUCACCGCAACAAUUCCAUAGGUUCACCAUCAUCUUUAUCUCACUUGGAACAACCAACUUACUCGCUUCAUACUCGUAAGAAUGAUGCAAAAUCUCAGGCUCUGUUCUAUAAACAAUUUCCAGCUUCACGGACACCUUUACCAUAUGCGGUAUUUCUUACACCCCUACCACAUCAUGUAUUUUCUUCUACUAUAGCUCCUUAUCACACUACUCUGUCACGACUUUCAUUUGUUGCAUCAUCUCCAUAUCCUCCAUUUUUCAUGCUUCCACAGUAUCCUGUGUUUUCAUCUACUUUUACAUUUGUUACUCCCCGUAUUCCUCAAAAUACUCACAAACAACGUUUCUCUCCACCUGCAUAUCAUGCAAAAAUUUAUUCUUCGCAGAUACGAAUACCACUGGCUAAAAAAGUGCCUGCAUCUUCAUAUAGCCGGCAUAGUAAUUCUCCUUCAUUAUGGUUUAACGAUUAUUACGAUAUUUCAAAUUGCUCGAGGAAUUAUCAAUGGAUUUCAUUGGAAUUCAGGAAAAAAUUUCCAAAAAGUACGACUCGAAGUGGAAAGGAUCAAAAUUUCUCUGAAAUUCUACGAAAGAGUCUCGAGAAUUGUGAGAAAAAAACAAAAUAUGAUCAUUGGGAAAAAAUUUCUAGUGUUAUACCAAAAAUCAAAUUAUCUUACAGUGAUAGAGAGGAUUGUCGAAAUGGUUUAGUACAAGAAAAGAUUGCUUGCAUAAAUCUCUUCUCAUACAGUUGUCAAUUUAUCGUCGAAAAAAUCAAAUUUCGCCUUGUUCCAACGCGUAAAAUAAUUCAAGAAAUACGUUUAAUAGAAGACGGAGAGGAGAAAUGUCAAAAAGCUAUUCGAAUUGCCAAAAAGAAACGUCUUUUUGGAUGA